Molecule: messenger RNA, 10328 nt
Organism: Scophthalmus maximus (turbot)
Lineage: Eukaryota; Metazoa; Chordata; Actinopteri; Pleuronectiformes; Scophthalmidae
Gene: crybg1a
Product: crystallin beta-gamma domain containing 1a
Exons: 23
Coding region: 132-9596 (3154 amino acids)
Source: RefSeq, a predicted model, not a curated record
UCUCACCUGGCGGAGCGCGCGAUGUGUGUGGACAGCUCCGCCAGUCCCGCGGCCGCAGCAGCAGCAGCAGCAGCAGCAGCAGCUCUCCUCAUGGUCCCCACCUUUUUGCUCUUCUUUUUUUUCGAAAUACCAUGAGUAAGUCCGGCACUCUCAAAGUCAAGUCUCUGUUCAAGUUGAAGUCGCCCGACAAGGAGAACAAGGAGCUGAAGCGGUCGGCGACCCUGCGAGAUGGAGCCGCCACCAGCCCCAUCGACGGGCCGGGGUCGUUACCCACGAGUCCCGAGCCUCUCAGCCCGCGGGACGGCGCCACGCCGCCCGCCGACGCCUCGGCCGCGCACCCGAAAGAAAAGAAGGGACGGCGGCUGCUGUCGUUCAGGCUGAAGCGGAAGAAGUCCAAGCGCAAGACAGAGGACGUGUUCUUCCCCGACACCGACGAACUGGACAGCUUCAGCAGCCACCUGAGCUAUGACCAGAUGAGCAUUUCCACAGAGUGCAGUUUCCGCACAGAAUCGGACUGGGACCCUCAUUGCGAGUCCACCUCCAUGAUCAACUUCGACAUGACUCAGCCAAACACCCUUGCUUCACCCUCCAGAUUCUUCAAGAAUUCAGAGGAGAAGAGGGGAGUGUUAGAUCGCCUCAGCAGCUUCUUCAACCCCAAGAGAAAGAAGAGCAUUCGCAGGCAGCAGUCAGACUCCUCCAACGAUGCACUUUCCCCAACAUCCCCUCUGUCUCCACGUUCACCCCAGUCUGAGGAGGAGGAGGAGGAGGACGGGCUGAAGACUCCGACUCCUUCUCGAAAAGGCAGUGAGCUGACACUUUACGGUGAGGCCAGGACAGGAGCAGAGCGGGGCGACGCCCUCAGCCAGUGCUCCAGUCCCUCAAGCAUAGUUUCCCUGUCAACAGAUGAGCUCCCAUUCGCAGACAGCAGCAGCAGUGGUCGGAGCAGCAUGAGGGAGACCUAUGUGUGCAGGGUCAGCACAGCCAGCGUUGAGAGGAAUUCUGGGAAUGUGACUCCCACAUCUCUGAACCUUGCUACUACCGCUCAUCCAGGCCCGGAAUUAGACCUUGUAGAGUCAGUAUACAAGGAGCCGCAGGUAAAUUCAGACAAAGGCGUCCGGACAAAUGCAGAGGUUUCCACUGAGGGCACUACAGUCAGCCCGGCCACGCUGUCGUCAUUUAAAAUCCCCCUUUCAGCUGAGAUUCCAAAGUCACCUAACCUAAUUUCUAUAAGCUUAGCAUCGAAGAAAACCUCUGUGAAAGUUGGAAAGAAGGGGCACAGCACUGCUCUGACAGGGAUAAGAUUAGGCUCCCAGUCGUCCACCUCACAACUCACCAAGACUCAACAGGAAGAUGAAAAGCCCGUAGAUGAAGAGAAAGGAAACGCCGAGGCCAAAAGGAGAGCUAGGUUAUUCUCUGGGGAAGCUACACAUAUGGCAUGGGGCCCUUCACCUGAUAGAGGGGAAAUAGCCAGAGGUGAUUCGCCUGUCCAACUCCACAAAGCCAUAUGGAUGGAAACACACCUGGGAGAGGAGUGGGAAGGGGAGAAGGAAGGGGAUGUAAUGGAAGAAGGGGAGGAGGGCUUCAGAGCAGACUCGCCUCCGGUGUUGGCUAUACCUGUCACAGUAAUUCCUGAGGAUGACUCUGCCCCCUCAGAGACUUUGCCGCCCAGUGGCAGCUCGCCAGUAACAGCCAUCUCCCUGGUGCUGACGGCAGGGGAGGGCCAAACAAACUUACCGCAGUCGGAGGAACCUGAGACUGGCACCGACUCACAGAAAAGUCCCCCUCGGGAGAAACGCAGAUCGAGAGAAAGUCGCGUGACACGCAAGACUGUGAAUCUGCCUUCGAAGCACAAGGUUUUUGCCCAUAAGGUGUACGUGAGCCCAGAGCCGGGUUUGGAGGGGAGUGGCCCGGCAGGAGAGGAGCACAGCGGGGAUUCAACUUCAAAGAUUUCAGAUCCAACAGAAAUCAAACAACUGCCAAGCCUCCAAAGCAACAACCAUGCAGAACUCAAGGAAGCUAACCGUGAGCCAUUCACAACAACAGAUGAGACGCUCACUGACUCAAAUACUCCUGGGCUUCUAGGUGAAGAAAAAGCAGACUCUGAGGCGUCUGACUUUGAUGAUACCUCUGCACCCUCGGACAUGUACAAAGCAAAGUCAAAAGACUUGGGGUCUGGGAUAAGAGGCAAAGAGACCAACAAGACUAUAUCUUCUAAACCAGGGCCUAAAGCAGCGACAGAGAGUCGGCAUACCACAGCAAGUGAAGCAAAGACCCCAUCCUCAGCAGCUGGAAGCAAGGCCAAAAAUGUCACAACGAAGGCAAAGGGCUCCACAGAGGGCACAAAAGUGGGAGCUUCCGGUGAUAUUCCACAACAGAGGGAACAACGUAGUGAGAAAACUGUUUCUGUGUUACCAACAUUAAAAGACCAAAGCACCAGCGCUUCCUCAAGUGCAGAGAGUUCAAAGUCUAAAAUUCCCAAAAGGACAACAUCAGAUGUUGAUGUGAAAUCCCCAGGGACACCAGAUAAAAAAUCAGUGUCUGAUGCCUCAGACAAACUGCAAAAGCAUCCUAGAACCAAAGAAAAUUCUAAAUCUGCUGUCAGCACAUCCAAAGUUGGCAGGAAACCAAGUUUUGAGGAAGCUAAGGGAGGGAAAUCAGAGACACGAGACAUUUCGCCUACAAAAACCCCACACAAGACAGGAACAAAGCUUAUUAAAGAAAAGUCAAAUGAGGAUGUUGGCUCUAAUAACCUGGUAAAUGGCAAGGAGAAAGAUUACAAGGAGGGAAGUGUUAAAACGGAACACACACUUGAAAGGAAAAGUCUGAAUAUUGAAAAACUGCCACAGAACCAUCUGGAGAAUAAUGCCUCCUUGUCAUCAAAGAGUCGGUUGCCCAUUUCAUCUCCAACAAGAAAGAAUAAUGAUGAUAUAACACAAACCGGUGGCACCAGCCACAAAAAAAUUCCAUCUGAUCUGACAGACUCUGACAGACCAAACAAGAGCUCGGACGGGCAAGAAGUACCUUUCCGAGAGAGACCUGGAGGUGAAAGACCUUUGCAUGUACCUGGAAGUCCCACAAAAGGAGGCAUUUUGUCAACAACACCAUCUAAACACCAGUCUAACAGAAGCAUUAGCCAUGAAGAGAGAGACACUCCCACCUCGUGUGUCUCUCCACCUCCCACAGAGCCAGAUGAAACCUUAAGGCGUUCCAAAUACAACAAGAACAUCAACCAACGUCAGAAGAGUCCAGUAAAGGAUUCAGCUGAUCCCUUAGUAUCUGUGAGCAAACUACCUACAUUGGGUCAGAGAAGCUCCAACAAAAUAAACGUCAAGAAACCUCAACAUUCUGAGAAUUCUGCAAGCACUUCUACGUCAAAGCAGGACUCUGAUAUGAACGCUCAACCAGAGGAAGCUGUCAAACCAUCUGACAGAAUUGUAGCAGAUGGAGCGAAGGACGGAGCCAGUGAUGACAGAUCCAAAGUCAAGACUGUGUCUACAGAGGAAGAGGAAGACAUUAUAAAACCAACAGACAAACAGUCCAGCACCAGUGCUUUCAGGCUGGAAGGAAAAGAGAUGAGCGAAUCAGAGAGCACAACCAGUCCUGCAACUAGAGAGAUUUCAGAAAUCCAGCCAAUACAAAACAAUGAUGCGAUUAUCACAGCAAACGCUCAGGAAGAAGUUACACUAGAGGCAGACCCAGCAUCUAAGUUAUUGCCAAGCAGUGGGGUCGUUAAAAACAUUCCCGCUCAUUCACCAGUCGCUGAUGUAAACAAUGCUGAGGCACAUAGUCGCGGAAUACAGCAGGAAGCUCAACAGCAAGUUAAAGUGGAGUAUUCACCAGAAAAUGAAUCUUGCGUACAAAGUGACAACAAUGCGCAGGGACAGCAAACACCGCUAUUAGUAGGAGACGUUUUAGAGACAACCCAUGUAAUAAGUAACAUAAAACCAGAUUUAAUUCAGGAGAAUGAGCCAAAGCCUGCAGUGGUGGCUCAGGACACAAUACCAGCGCAUGAGGAUGUAACUGAUAUGUCAGCCAAACCUGUUGUUGGUGACAGCAUACACUGUGACAUAAUGACCCACUCUGAUGAGGAUGGUGUUUUGCCCGAUAAUGUUUCCGUUGAAGCAACAACUGAGCCCCACACUGCUAAAGAAGAGGAUACCACAAAAAGUCUUCCUGCUACAUUGGCCUUGAAAGACCAAAAUAAUGGGCCAAAAGAUGCACUUUCGGCUGUUUUAGUUGAUGCUAGCCUGGCCAAUACGGAGCAGCGAAAGGAAAAUGAGUUAUUAAAGGAUCAAACCACAAAUAUAAUUUUUGAAAAUGAUAGGUUGCCCUCUACAAUAGGCAGGGAGUCAGGGAAAAAUGUUGAGGUGGAAGAGAUACAUAAAGAGGAGGUUGGCAGGAAACCACCAAAGGCUUUGCACAUUCAAACAGAGGCUGUGACUGUUUGUGAAUUACCCAAGAAUGUUGAAAAUAAGCCGGACAAAGAGCCUCUUUUACUGGCAGAACAAUUUGAAAGACAGCAGAAAGACUCAAAACCAAAUGAGCAGUUGAAUGGCGCAGCAGUGGAAAGCGCUAACUCACAGAGCAGUUGCAAAGAGGAGCUCGAGGGCAUAACCAUCGAGGAUAAGGCAGAGAAAAACUUUACAAAACCAGGGAAGCCAUAUCAUCCAUCAACAGAGCAGAAAUGUGUACAGCCUGACUCAAAGGAGGGACCACAGACGGUAGCUACAGAUGCCCUGGAAGAGAAGAGGACAGAGGCAGAGCAAGCAAGAAGUGUUCCUAAUGAAGCUACAUCCAGAGUGGUUGACACAAAACAUGAAUGUGAGAUCCUGAUAAAAGAAAACGCGAGUGGCAGCGAGGAAACCCAGCCAAAUGAGCAGCAAACGAUGGCAUCAACAAUGAAAAGUGAACAGGAGCCCAAACUGCUUCUCACCAGAGAUGAGGUCAAGGACGACAUCACAAAAGAAGAGGAGAAACAUGCAAAUGAUGUAAUGGAAAUCCAAACAUCAGGAAUGAAAGCCAUUGGAACUAAAAUGUCGGAAGAUGCAGGUAAUGAAAUACCAAAUGAAACUUCAAAUGAGACUGCUGAAGCUGACGCUAACAAUCAAGCAGACAAGAAAGCCUUAAUUGCCAGAGACUUAGAUGAAGAUAUUAAAACAACAGAGGAAAAUGCGAAUAGCUCAACAGAAUCCAAAUGUCCAACUGCUAACGUAGAACAGAAACCGGAAGCACAAAAAGCUCCAGAAAUAAAAACUGAAAUGGUUGCAACUCAUGAACCGUCAACAGCAAACACUGAUGCUCAAAGUGGCAAAAACACUGAAGAAAAGACUGAAACAAUGAAUUCAUCAGUAAAGAGUUUGGUAAAUGACACUGCAAUUGUGACAAGUGACACUAAAGUUAGCAUUCAACAAGACCUGGCGUCCGGAAACAAGGACAUUUCAAAACCAGAUAAAAACAAAUCAACAGAGUCCAAAGGUCCAAACUAUGUGUUAGAUCAGGAGAGCCACGACACUCAAGAACCCAAAUCUGUAAGCACCAGUGCUGAAGAUACCAAGAAAAAGACCGAAAUAAUGGAUUCCUCUUUAAAGAGUUUGGUGAAUGAAAAUGAAGUUGAGACUGCUUACUUAGACGUUUGCAACCCAAAGGACCGAAUGUCUGUGAUUGGUAGAGACCAAAUUAAGGACAUGGAAAAGGAAGAGAAAAUAAAAACAUCAGAACCUGAACAUCCAAAUUCUAACCUAAAACUGGAACCAGAAACCAUAAAAACAAAGGUGUUGGAGAAGAUCAGUGAGAACCAAAAUAUAAAAAUUUAUACAACUCAAGAAAUUGACUCCAUAAGCACUGGUGCUAUAGAUACCAAAGACAAUACUGAAUCUGUAAAGAGUUUGACUGCUAAUAGCAAAGAAGCAAAGACUGUAACAAAGGAAUCUGUAGAGAUAACAGAAGAUGCCAAAUUACCUGCAAACUCAAGUCUUUCCACAGUAGCUAGUAAGAGUGAUGAGAUAAAGAAACAGAAAACCAUCACCAAAGAAUGUGUUCAAGAUCAGGAUGAAGUGACGAAGCAAGAGGCUGAGCAGAAAAUCAUUUCAAAGAUAGAUGUCAAGCAAGCAUCAGAACUUAUUUUUGUGAAAGAUGCGUCCACCAAGAAAGUUGGUGGAGAACAAAUGGACAAGUCCAGUGUUAUGUUAAAUAAAAUUCCUAUUAGUAAAGAUGCUCAGAAGAAUAAUGAAGGUAAAAAAGAAAAUAUAUCAAAACAUGAAUUCCAGUCUUUAAGAGAGGAGAACAUCCUGAACCUCACUGAUCCACAAAAACCUGCAAAGCCAAAGCCCAAUGGCAGUUUGUUUCCUCCUGCCACAGCAAAGCCGUCCACCUCCUCUCAAAGUCCUCAGCUGAGGAAGGAAUCUCCAUCUAGCUGGUUGGACGUGGAACAUCGUCAGAAACAGAAGAAGGAACACAAGAGAAGACUAAAUGCGUCCGCCAGUGAAGAUGAAUCGGUGGAGCCUGAUGACUUUGAUGAUUUUAUCAGCAGCAUAAAGAGGGGUGGAAUUCCUUUCUCAGUACCUACAAGGAGGAACAUCCGUAAAAAGUCCCCAUCUCCACCUUUUGCUAUGCCCGCCAUCAAGGAGGACCGUUUUGAGAGAACAUUUGAUCCUGCAGAAUUCCAGUUUGGCUUAAGGAAAAAUGGCAAAAUCUUUAAGGAUCCUUCACCAGCUAUGGCGAUGAAGCAGAACGCAGCCAAUAGGGAAGGACGGACCCAGGAAAAACGCGCACAAGACAAUGCCCUGCCCACAUCUAGGGACAAAAAUAAAUCACUUGAUGAGGUGGAAGGAAAAGAAGGAGUCAAAGAGGCGACCAAAGCUGAAGCAAGAAAAGAAGAAGGACAAGGCAAUGGAGAGGAGCCUGGGAAGUUAACGUCAAGACUUGAAAGGAUGUCCAUCCUCUCUAGCUUAAGGAGUUACUCAAGGAAGACCAAAGAGGAAACAAACUCUGCCUCAAACAGCUCAUUUUCAUCGAGCCAACAAAGAGACAUGCCUGCUCUUGGAAAGCAGGGUGCUGCUGAUUCACUUCUGCCUGGUGCUGGAGCAGAUAAGGAGGGCGUGAAGAAUAUGGAUCAAGGCCCACUAGUGGGUGGUGGUAAAGGUACAAUUAGUGAGUCAGCACUUAGCCCUUCCUCUCCUCCUCCUCUGCCACAGUUCGCAGAGAUAAAGCUGCCUGAUCAUUUAGAUAAAUACCUGAAGAAGAACAAAACAGAAUCUGAGGCCUCCAAGGGCUCCACACAAAUGACUAAAACUGAACUGAAUCCUGAGGGGAGCGCUGUUAUGGACCAGGCCUUGAUAUCAGGAGUACCCACUGUGGAUGUGGGCCUGAAGGGCCCUGCUGCUCCGCCUCCAACCACCAACUACAGCCAGCAGAAUUCCCAAAGAAGACUUUCGACUACUAAGAAAAAGACACCUGUAGUGAGAGGGGUCCACAAAAGGCCCGGAAAGAUUGUCAUUCACGAACAAGCUCAGUUUGGAGGGGAAGCGUUGGAGUUCUGCCGCGAUGUAGAGGAUGCCACCAUGAUGACGCUGUCCCCCGUCAUCUCAGUCAGAGUCAUCAGAGGAUGCUGGCUUAUCUAUGAAAAACCUGGCUUCCAGGGGCGUUUAAUCGCACUUGAGGAGGGUCCCACAGAGCACAUAGUGAAUGUGUGGGCAGAUGAGGGAACUCCAACAACACUGGACCAGAAUGGUCAGCCUGUUCCAACCACACCCAUGGUCAUAGGUUCUCUCCGAUUGGCAGUUAAAGACUAUAGCAUGCCCCGGAUUGACCUGUUUUCAGAGGUUAAUGGGAUGGGGAGGAUGUCAUCUUACUGUGACGACACUGUGGAGAUCGCCUCCUACGGGAUCCCACAGACCACUGGCUCCAUUAAGGUCCAUUCUGGAGUCUGGUUGGUGUAUGCUGAUCCAGGCUUUGGAGGUUUUAUAGGCGUGCUGGAGGUGGGCGAGUACCCCUGCCCAGAGAGCUGGGGUUUCUCUGAGCCCUUCAUCGGCUCGCUCAGGCCCCUCCGAAUGGGAGCAAUAAAGGUGGAGCAUCCGCAUGAAGUCAAGGCCUUAGUGUUUGAGAAGCCCAACUUUGAAGGAGAGUGCAUACAGGUGGACAGUGAUGUGUACAACUUGCAAGAACAGGAAGAGGAGGAAACAGAAAAACGUGACGAGAACAAGAAGACUUUGCCUACAGUCGGCUCUUUAAAGAUACUCCGUGGUCUCUGGGUGGGCUAUCUAGAGGCAGACUUUGAGGGCCAGCAGUACAUUCUGGAGGAGGGGGAGUAUCCUCACUGCAGUGACUGGGGAGGAUCUGAGGAUGGGCUCCUGUCCCUCCGGCCUGUGUGCACAGAUUUCCUAUCUCCACAUGUUAAACUGUUCAGCGAGCAGAACUUUGAUCAGCUGGGGCUCAACGCGGACUUGAUGGGUCCCAUCCUCAACAUGGAGGAUAUCAGCCACGGUGUCAGGUCCCAGUCCGUUGACGUCAUGGGUGGAGUAUGGGUGGCGUUUGAAAAGCCUGGAUUCAGCGGCGAGCUUUACGUGCUGGAGAAAGGCCUGUACGCAAACCCAGAGGACUGGGGAGCCCAGAACUUCAAGAUCUCCUCCAUACAGCCAGUCUUCCACGAAAUGCUGAUGGGAUCUACAAAAUUCAAGGUGCAGCUGUACUCUGAGCCAGGCUUCCAGGGGAGGCUGGUGGUUCUGGAGGAGAGCACAGCAGCUCUGGAUGACGACUUCAUGCCCCGGUCCUGUAAGGUGCUGGCUGGCAGUUGGGUGGCCUAUGAAGGAGCCCAGUUCACAGAGACCAUGUAUGUGCUGGAGGAGGGAGAAUACCCCAACACUGUGGCCAUGGGCUUCCUGUCCUCAGAGUCUACCCUCCGCUCCAUACACACCACUGGACAUGAGCUGUCUCUGCCCUCCAUCACCCUGUUCAGUAAGGUUGGCCGUCGGGGUCGCAGGGUGAUGCUGACCAAUGGAGUUGUGAAUCUGCUGCAGGCAGGCCUGGACACACACAUACGUUCCCUGGUGGUGGAGGGAGGAAUGUGGGUGUUGUAUGAAGGCAGUAACUACCGUGGUCGACAGCUGCUUCUUCAGCCGAGUCAAGUGACUGACUUUUGCAAGUUAAGUAACUGGAAGCAAAUAGGAUCCCUGCGCCCGUUACUCCAGAAGCAGAUGCACUUCCUGCUGCGUAACAAGGAGACAGGAUGUAUCAUGUCGCUGACAGGAACUUUGGAUGACAUUAAACUGAUGAGAGUUCAGGCUGUGGAUGAGACAGGAGGAGUAGAGCAGGUCUGGCUCUAUCGGGACGGACAGCUUACCUGCAAGCUGAUUGAGGACUGUUGCCUGGAGACCUCAAGCAGUGUGGUGAUGGCGGGCAGUCGACUCUGCGUAUCCCCAGAGCGGGGCAAGGACAACCAGCUGUGGAAUAUCACCCCAGAUGGCCUGGUGCACAGCCACCUACAACCUGAUCUGGUCCUGGAGGUCAAAGGUGGACAACAAUACGACAAAAACCAGGUGAUCCUCAACACAUUUGAUGACAGAAAACUGAACCAAAGGUGGACCUUGGAGAUCCUGUGAGAGGAGAAGCUCUGCUGUGGCCACCCCACAGGUCCCUGCUGCGGCGCUGCGAGAGCACUGGGCCCUGUGAUGUGGCUGCAACGCGGAACCCCCUCUUAUUGAGGAGUGUCAACAUUGACUGGACCAAAUGCUAGUUAUUAACCAAAGUUUGGAAAAACAUGCACUCACAUAGCAGCUGAUGAAAUAGUUUCCUCUUUUUCAGAAUGAAUGUGUAAGAUAAAAUGCUACAAAUUGUUAGCCACUUGAUUUUUGAACACUGUUCACCAAAGACUUCUCCAGGCCUCUCCAUGUUUUAACUGCACGUAGUGAAAACUCAGCCCUGUCUCAAUGCUGAAUACUUCUCUUUAUUUCACGGUACUUUUCUAUUGCAUGGAUUCAGUGUGUGUUCUCUGAUCUUCGUGGGGACAAAUAUGAAUGUAUACUUCACACUGAUGGCUGCAAUAUGAAGUCGGAUGUGACUACACUCCAAAGAUGCAUUUAGAUGAAUUCUUUUUGUAAUUACCGUGGAUCAUGUAAAGUUUUGAUAUAUAUUUUUAGGUCUUUUUAGAACUUAGGUUUUACACAAACUGUACUUUAAUGCAUUAGGUUGUACAUAAGCGUCAAGUGUAUAAAGUUUAAAAUUUCAAAGCAAAACUGCCACAAUCAUGCUGCCCACUGUUAAAUGUAAAUAUAUGAAUGUAUGAGUCAAGUGUUACACUAAAAAAUUCAAAUAAAUGGUUUUCUCUGCUGCAA